This is a messenger RNA of Salvelinus namaycush (lake trout), 1158 nucleotides long. Its product is annotated as diencephalon/mesencephalon homeobox protein 1-A-like. NCBI's taxonomy places the organism in Eukaryota, Metazoa, Chordata, Actinopteri, Salmoniformes, Salmonidae. The transcript is spliced from 4 exons. The record is from RefSeq and is a predicted model, not a curated record. The coding region runs from base 1 to 1158 and encodes 385 amino acids. Gene Ontology annotation, molecular function: RNA polymerase II transcription regulatory region sequence-specific DNA binding; DNA-binding transcription factor activity, RNA polymerase II-specific. Gene Ontology annotation, biological process: regulation of transcription by RNA polymerase II.
AUGCAGCACUAUGGAGUGAACGGCUACUCUCUCCACGCGAUGAACUCCCUGAGCGCCAUGUACAACCUGCACCAGCAGGCCGCGCAACAGGCGCAGCACGCGCCAGACUACCGACCUUCAGUGCACGCGCUCACCCUAGCUGAGAGACUUGCCGGCUGCACAUUUCAAGACAUCAUCCUCGAGGCUCGCUACGGGUCCCAGCAUCGCAAACAGCGCCGGAGCCGUACCGCGUUCACCGCGCAGCAGCUUGAAGCCUUGGAGAAGACUUUCCAGAAGACCCACUACCCCGACGUGGUGAUGCGCGAGCGCCUUGCCAUGUGCACUAACCUCCCCGAGGCCCGCGUGCAGGUGUGGUUCAAGAACCGCAGGGCCAAGUUCCGCAAGAAACAGCGCAGCCUGCAGAAGGAGCAGCUCCAGAAACAGAAGGAGGCCAAUGGAGAGGGAGUUGACAAGGAGGAUUCUCCCACCACCAUCACUCCAGAGAACCAGCUUCCCCCAUCCUCCUCCUCUUCCUCCUUGGCGGUUGAGGGUCCGCCCUGUCCAUUGGUGUCAGAAAUUAGCAUGGAGUUAAAUGUGACCUCGGCAGAACAGUCAGGUUGCGAGUCGGCCACCGAGGACAACGCUACGGAUAAGGAGGAGGAGUCUAAGCCACAGAGGGAGGAGCUCAAGAGUGAGAGGGCGAUGACGCCAGGCAAUGUCUCUCCACCCUGCAAGCGGCUCAGUCCCAAACCUGAAUCCCCCAUGGUCUCUCCGUCUGUGACGCCCUCGUCCAUUGGUGUCAGUGGUGGGAUCUCCCAGAGCCACUCCUACUCCUCCUCCCCGCUCAGCCUCUUCCGCCUGCAGGAGCAGUUCCGCCAGCACAUGGCUGCCACCAACAACAUGGUGCACUACCCUUCCUUCGACAUGGGCACCCCAUCCUCCCUGCCCUACCUGGGCAUGAACGUCAACAUGUCCCCGGCACCUCUGGGCUCCCUGCCCUGCCAGUCAUACUACCAGUCCCUGUCCCACCACGCAGCCCAGCAGGUGUGGAACAGUCCCCUGCUCCAGGCCUCUGGAGGCCUCCCCAGCCACAACAGCAAGACCACCAGCAUCGAGAACCUCCGGAUGCGGGCCAAGCAGCACGCAGCCUCCCUGGGACUGGACACGCUGCCUAACUGA